Messenger RNA from Salvelinus namaycush (lake trout), 1208 nucleotides. Its product is annotated as macrophage mannose receptor 1-like. The coding region runs from base 1 to 972 and encodes 323 amino acids. The record is from RefSeq and is a predicted model, not a curated record. NCBI's taxonomy places the organism in Eukaryota, Metazoa, Chordata, Actinopteri, Salmoniformes, Salmonidae. The transcript is spliced from 5 exons.
AUGGAGGACCUGAACAGGCUCAUUACCAGUGUCAAUGAUUAUAAAGUAAGAUACUGGAUCGGACUGAAGAAGGGAGACUCCAUGAAGUGGCACUGGUCUCUGGCAGACAGACGUUUCUACAGAGAGGGGGAGACUGAGUUCAGAAACUGGGACACUGGGACACCCCAACAUGGUAACUGUGCUUUAAUGAGUACAGCUGGUCUGUGGAACAACACCUCCUGUGAUGACCAGCAUCACUUCAUCUGUUAUGAUGUGCUCUGGCACCCCAAUGGUGGAACAAACUCCCUCACGACGCCAGGAAAACAAGACACCAACCUAACAUACGUCUUAAUUCAGGAGAACAAGACCUGGAUAGAUGCUCAGAGUUACUGCAGACAGCAUCACAUAGACCUGGUCAGUGUGAAGAACCAGACUGAGAACACAGAGAUAAAGAAGAAGAUAUCACUGAGGGGACUUCCUGUGUGGAUCGGUCUGUUUCAAGACUCCUGGAGAUGGUCAGACCAGAGUGACUCCUCAUUCAGAAACUGGUGGCCAGGAUAUCCUACAAAAGAUCAGAGAUACAACUGCACUGUGGUGUCUUAUGAUCUUUAUUUUCAUGAAUAUUUUUUUUAUUAUGAUGAUAAUUAUUCUUAUCUUAAAUGGAGAAAUCUGCCCUGUGACGUCCGCAAUCCUUUCAUCUGCUAUGGCCCAGCUGUGGAGACGUCUGAGAAACCCCAACUGAAGAGACAGGUAGUGAGAAUGAAAGUGACCCCAAAGGAUCAAAAUCUGAACCUCAGUGAUCCUGCUGUUCAGGACUCCAUCUUACAACAGAUAAGGAACAAGUUGAAGGAGCAGGGGUUACCUGCAGACAUCAAAGUGACAUGGAAAAAGCAGCCUGAUGGGAAGGUCUUCCACAAGGAGGAAGAGGGGUCUCCCAAGAAAGAAGAGGAGGAGAAGAAGAUGAAGAGGAUGAUGACAAAGAGAGAACUCUAGUUAUGUAAAAUGUUCUCUUUACAUUUCUCUUUUUUAUUUACAUUAAUAAUCUGUACUGGGAUGUAUUUUCUCGCCCUAAUUAAAUGUGUUUUAUUAAGUAAAUUGUUUAAUUAUAAACAUUAAUAGUGUUUUAUCAUGAUAUGUUUUUCUCUAUAAUUUUCUUGACUUGGUUGUUUUAUUACAGGGUGUGUUCUCAAGAUAGACUUUUCACACAUCAUGUCUGUAAAUGAGUUAUC